Aspergillus campestris IBT 28561 is the source of this 1281-nucleotide messenger RNA. RefSeq names its product arsenic resistance protein. Gene Ontology annotation, biological process: antimonite transmembrane transport; arsenite transport. The transcript has 4 exons. NCBI's taxonomy places the organism in Eukaryota, Fungi, Ascomycota, Eurotiomycetes, Eurotiales, Aspergillaceae. Gene Ontology annotation, cellular component: plasma membrane. Gene Ontology annotation, molecular function: arsenite transmembrane transporter activity; antiporter activity; antimonite transmembrane transporter activity. The record is from RefSeq and is a predicted model, not a curated record. The coding region runs from base 114 to 1244 and encodes 376 amino acids.
CCUGGUGUUCAAGUUUGACAUUGAUUUCUCACACUACGAAUCAUAUACCACCGCUCGAACCGGAUAACACACAUCAUAGUUGAUAUUGUGCAUGAAAGCAUAUCGACUACAAGAUGACCGGGGAAAAAUGUCCGCCAGCCGAUUUGGAGACGUGCAACAGUCCAGAAUGCUCUACUGUUGACGGCGAACGCAACGAAACAGAGCCAACGUCAGCCUUUAAGCAGCUGGGCAUCCUGGAUCAGUUUUUGGCUCUUUGGAUCUUUAUCGCCAUGGCCGUUGGCAUCAUCCUUGGGAACUUUGUCCCUAACACGAGCAAGGCCUUGGACAGAGGAAAGUUUGUUGGUGUUUCGAUUCCGAUUGCGGUCGGGCUGCUGGUUAUGAUGUAUCCCAUCCUUUGCAAGGUCCGCUAUGAGACUCUCCAUCGGUCAUUUUCGGAGAAGUCGCUCUGGAUCCAGGUUGGAUUCAGUAUCAUCGUCAAUUGGAUAAUAGCUCCUCUAUUUAUGCUGGCUCUUGCGUGGGCUUUUCUUCCGGACGAGAGAGGGCUUCGAGAGGGCUUGAUCCUGGUCGGAAUCGCACGGUGCAUUGCAAUGGUGCUUGUGUGGACAGGACUAGCAGGAGGAGAUAACGAAUAUUGCGCAAUUCUAGUCGCCAUCAACUCAAUCCUACAGAUGGUCUUGUUUGCCCCAAUUGCGAUUUUCUUCAUCAGUGUCAUCAGUGGCUCCGACGACGUGACCAUUGAGUAUGACCUCGCGGCGAAAAGUGUCGGUGUCUUCCUCGGCAUCCCGCUGGGAGCGGCCAUCGUCACUCGCCUUUCCUUGAGAUUCCUGGUCAGCAAGGAAUGGUACGAUAAGAAAUUCCUGGCGUGGAUCGGUCCGCUGUCGCUGAUUGGUCUCCUGUUCACCAUUUUGGUGCUUUUCGCCGCGCAAGGAAGGCACGUGGUACACCAGAUUGUAUCGGUUGUUCGAGUAGCAGCUCCGCUCAUUGUGUAUUUCUCUGUCAUCUUUCUGGCGACCCUAGCGGUGACACGCCGCUUCGGCUUUGGAUACAAGCUGUCCUGCACACAAAGCUUCACUGCCGCAAGCAACAACUUCGAAUUGGCCAUUGCGGUGGCGAUAGCCACGUUCGGUGUCGACAGUGACCAGGCCCUUGCUGCGACUGUCGGACCACUCAUCGAGGUCCCUGUACUCCUUGGCUUGGUGUACGCCGUGAAAUGGUUUUCCAAGCGACGGCAGUGGGCACCAUGAUUGCUGGUGUUGACGUGACAAGCCUGCAGGCAUAUAG